Messenger RNA from Castor canadensis (American beaver), 471 nucleotides. The record is from RefSeq and is a predicted model, not a curated record. NCBI's taxonomy places the organism in Eukaryota, Metazoa, Chordata, Mammalia, Rodentia, Castoridae.
AUGGUUGCAAAGCUGCUCUACUCCCGACUUUGCCUCCUGCUGCUGCUGGGGCUCCUGGGAAUAGUGCCCUUGUUGCAGGCCGUGCCACCUGGCUUAACUACGUAUCAGUGGUUCGCUAUCCAGCACAUCAAUACCGGGAACAUCCAGUGUAAUAUUGCAAUGCUGAGAGUUAACAACUAUACAGGAAAUUGCAAACGCUUUAACACUUUUCUUAAUACAACCUUUACUGAUGCUCUUAAUGUUUGUAACAACCGAGUUACAAACUGCAGUAACAGAAUAUACCAAAACUGUCAUAAUAGUUCAGUUCGGGUGCCUAUAACUGAAUGUAGCCUCACUACACCCUCACAUAUUAUUAGAAACUGCGGAUAUUCUCAAAGACCGAAUACAAAGUUCUACAGAAUUGCUUGUGAUCCAAUAGCUCCACCAAGGAAUCAAACCUUGGUUCCAGUUCACUUGGAUGGGACAUUUUAG